AUGGGGAAAGAUCAGUUGUCCUCAUCAAGCGAGGCUGCAUCUACAAGGCAGAAGAAUGUGGAUGAUUGGUUGCCGAUAACAUCCUCUAGGAACGCAAAAUGGUGAUACUCUGCGUUUCACAAUGUCACUGCCAUGGUUGGUGCUGGUGUACUCAGCUUGCCCUACGCCAUGUCCAACCUCGGAUGGGGACCUGGAGUGACAAUAAUGAUAAUGUCAUGGGUCAUAACGUUUUACACAUUGUGGCAAAUGGUGGAAAUGCACGAGAUGGUUCCAGGGAAGAGGUUCGACAGGUACCACGAGUUAGGUCAGCAUGCGUUUGGGGACAAGCUCGGAUUGUGGAUUGUGGUGCCACAACAGCUGAUAGUUGAAGUAGGAGUGAACAUUGUGUACAUGGUGACUGGAGGAAGGUCAUUGAAAAAAAUCCAUGAUCUUCUUUGCACUGAUUGCAAAGACAUAAGAACAACAUUUUGGAUCAUGAUCUUUGCUUCUGUACAUUUUGUUCUCUCCCACCUCCCUAACUUUAACUCUAUAUCUGCUGUCUCCCUCGCUGCUGCCGUUAUGUCCUUGAGUUACUCGACAAUCGCUUGGGGAGCAUCGGUGAAGAAAGGGGUUCAACCAGAUGUUGACUAUACGUUUAGAGCCUCGACGAACUCAGGAAAAAUAUUCAACUUCAUGAAUGCCUUGGGAGAUAUCGCAUUUGCGUAUGCGGGUCACAAUGUUGUGUUGGAGAUUCAAGCUACUAUUCCUUCAACACCUGAGAAACCAUCCAAGAUCCCAAUGUGGAGAGGAGUGGUAGUUGCCUACAUCGUGGUCGCCAUUUGCUAUUUCCCCGUUGCAUUUGGUUGCUAUUACAUUUUUGGAAACAAUGUGGACGACAACAUUCUUAUGUCAUUGGAGAAACCCACUUGGCUUAUCGUUAUGGCUAAUGCAUUCGUGGUUGUCCAUGUUAUUGGAAGCUAUCAGAUAUUCGCAAUGCCGGUUUUCGAUAUGCUCGAAACCUUUUUAGUUAAGAAGAUGAUGUUUGAUUCUUCCUUCAAACUCCGUUUCAUCACUCGAACCCUAUAUGUUGCUUUAACCAUGUUCGUUGCAAUAUGCAUUCCGUUUUUCGGUGGAUUACUCGGAUUUUUUGGAGGAUUCGCCUUUGCUCCAACAACUUACUACCUACCAUGCAUCAUGUGGCUGAUUCUCAAGAAACCAAAGAAGUAUGGAUUAUCUUGGUCUAUUAACUGGUUCUGCAUAGUAAUAGGUGUUAUGUUGACGGUCAUAGCUCCUAUUGGUGGCCUCAGAAACAUCAUUAUCUCCGCCAAAGGCUACAAGUUCUUCUCUUGA
Messenger RNA from Eutrema salsugineum, 1329 nucleotides. RefSeq names its product lysine histidine transporter-like 2. The record is from RefSeq and is a predicted model, not a curated record. Lineage: Eukaryota; Viridiplantae; Streptophyta; Magnoliopsida; Brassicales; Brassicaceae. Gene Ontology annotation, cellular component: plasma membrane.